Acanthosepion pharaonis is the source of this 3366-nucleotide messenger RNA. The record is from the annotation of a GenBank genome assembly. NCBI's taxonomy places the organism in Eukaryota, Metazoa, Mollusca, Cephalopoda, Sepiida, Sepiidae.
AUGUCAUCGAUCUCAGCUCAGCAGCAGAUUCCUGAAGAUAUGCAGAAAACUAUUUAUUACCAACUUGAAGAAGAUAAUGAGCUAUCGAGUAUGGAAGAUGAUGACCCUGAAGAACCACCGCACUUGUCUGCUUAUCAUGGCCUUGAUGGUAUCUGUCCCUUGGGUGACGGUGCAUCUGAAUCAGAAACAGAAUCUAAUUAUGUUGACAAUAAAGAGAUAAACCGUUUCAGUGGUCAAGCAGCAUUGUCUCCAAGACAAAAUGUUCAGCCAAAGGAAUCUGCUGCCAAAGUUAAGCUUUCCCAGUCUAAGAAAAAUGCUUCUUCCGAUGUAGUGUCUACAGAGGUACAGCAGAUAACAGGACCAUCAGAAAAUAUUCACUUAUCACAGGGGGCAAGUUGUAACCCACUUGAUGAACGACCAAUAUCUUCUCAUCUGGGACGAAAGAAGACGUUUGAGCAGUUAGUCGAGGAACAACUGAAAGAAGAAAAGGAACAAGAAUCCAAUGUAUCACAAAAUAUCCCAGUGAAAAGGCCAUUUCUUCGUCGAGGUCAAGGCAUUGCUCGAUUCAAUCCACCACCAGAUGAGAAAUCUGUCCAAAGGGUGAAGAAGAGUCAAAGAGCUAUGUCUAGCAUCCCACCGGCUGUUGUGCCUACUAAGGAGAUCAAUCGUAGGCCGAUGUCUCAACCAGUGAUAACAAGCAAUAAAUCCAAAGUCAUUUCUCUCCUCUCUGCCAACAGAGAUCUUUUUCCCCUCAGUAUCAACAGAGUUGUUUCCUUUCGAAAAGUUGUAUCUUUAAUAACACCAAACAUCAUUUGUCUUGUUGAAAAAUCGGAUUUGGCUGAAUUUGAGUUCAUGGAACAAAUGGCUGAUGAUAUGUCGUUCUGUAGUGAUUCUUCAGUAGUCAUGAAAUUUAUGGACAACCGUCUUCCAAUUCAGAUACCUGAUUCCUCAAAAUCUAAAACUUCGUCACCCAAACAAAGAAGCCAUUUAGCGAAACAAUUUGGAGAAACACGGAGUUUAUCAUCCAAACUACAUACAAAUGCCAGUCAGAACACAUCCGAGUCUAUUUCUUCAGAUCAAGAUGAUACACUUGUAAAUUCCGAGACUGACAUUUUAAUUGGUUCACCAAAAAAAUGCAUUGAAAAUGAAGUUGACAGUGACAAUCAGUCUUUGCUUGAGUAUGAAGAGUCUGACAUUGACGAGGCUCCCAUUUUACCUGGAAAUAGAAAGAAGGAUUCAGCUAUUCAGACCCAGAUUGACCACCUGUUUGAAAACUCGAGUCCGAGCCAUAAAACAAGUGACCAGUUGUCAAGUAAGGAUGCCACUGCUAAGUUGAUCCGUAAAGUAACUGUUGCCUCUCAGUUUGAUUUCAAAGCAAUCAAAGGAUCUGAUGUAGUCUUCCCUCCUAAAGUUCUUACAAGGAAGAUCGCUCCAAAAGACGAUUGGUUGAGGCAGAAAAUGAUGCAAGACACUAACUCUGUUAAGAGCUCUUCAAGUGCUGACACUCUCUCUGCAUUUGGACAGAAUGGUCGAGAUGAGAGCAUCGAAGGUGGAACAAAUUCUGACAUCCAUUCGUCUGAUGAAUGCUUCACCGAUAGCGGCACUAUUGAAAAUUCUGGUUCAAACAGUUCUCGGUCUUCAUCUGUUACUGAUGCAUUUGAUGACCAUGAUGAGUGGAAUGAUACUUGUGAUUCUGUUCAAAAGAAUCUGAAGCAUUUAAUUCCAAAAGAUCCUGGAACUGAGGAAAAUACUGUAGAAAGUUCUGAAAAAUUUAUUGUUAGUGAUAAGAAGUCUACACCUUCAAUUACAUCUCCACCAACUUCCAAACUUGUCAGUAAAUUAUUUCCUGUUCUCCAACCGAAAACAACCAAAGAAAAUAAAGCCGAAGAGGCUCGCCAGUGUAAGCUGCAGGCAGUUUCACAGGUCCCUGUUGGAGAUGGUGUACAGUCUAAACUGCUUCGGGAAAAGCUAACUCAGUUGGAAAAAGAGAUUGCUCGCUUUCAGAAGGAAAAUGCAAAUCUGGAGAAACUUCACAAAGAAAGAGAAGAGGGAGUAAAGAAACUGAGAAAAGAGAUGUGUGAAUUUGAGACAGCCAAAAAGGAAGAAUUGCAGAAAUUGCAUGAUUUCAAGGAAGAAGAAAUGAAAAAAUUAAGAAAUGAACGAAAAGUGUUUGAAAAGUACCACAAAGCGGUUCGAUCACUUCCAAACAAAGAACAGCGACAAGAAAUUGAAACACUCAAAACUCAGUUUGGUGAACUUCAAGAAGAGAUGAGACGGAAAGAGGCAAGAUGGAAUUCCAAUACAAAUCGUUUACGGCAACGAAUUCAAGAUUUGGAAGAUGAGAACAAACAGUUGAGAGACGAAGUACAUUUUAUGGAAAAUAAACGGUUAGAAUGGCUCCAAGAAAAGGAAUCUUUGAUUCAGAAUCAGAAGAAAUUGGCUCUGAAGAAUAACAAGCCUCAGACUAAAAAUGUCUUAACAUCAAAUUCUGUAAAUUCUGACCAAGACUCUGAUAGUGGACAAAAUGAAAUCAAAGUGCAUCAGAUGUUUAUGGCUUCCCCUGCUGGUGAUUAUCGCUUUGUUGGUGGAGGGAAGAAAAAAGAGCAGUUUGAGCGUGGAAAAGUUGUGAGGACAUCUUCUGAAGCCAUGCCCAGGCAAGCAAGUGCAGUGCUGGCCACACCCCAAGAAUUGAAUAAUGGCAAUAGUGACAUGCGAAUGGAGUUGAAUCGUAACCCACCACAGCGAAGAAAAAAUCUGAAUGUGUUAAAACACUCUCCAAUCAUCAAGGGAGAUGUGAUUGAAGAACUACAACAUCCGGACGGAAAGACUGAAAGAAGAUACCAGAGCGGAGCAAGAGAAGUUGUCUUUUCCAAUGGGACCAGGAAAGAAAUGUCCUCAGAUGGGAGAUACAUAAUCCUUUGGUUCUUCAAUGGAGACGUUAAGCAAAUCACAGAAGAUCAAACAGUGGUUUAUUAUUAUGCUGAGUCGCAGACAACUGUAACAACCUACGCAGAUGGUCUGGAGGUGCUGGAAUUCCUAAAGGGACAAAUUGAAAAACAUUAUCCCGAUGGGACUCAGGAAAUCACAUUUCCUGACCAGACUGUCAAAUAUCUUCGACCGGAUGGCUCUGAAGAAAGUCAUUGUCAGGAUGGAACAGUGAUAAAAGUUGAUGCCAAUGGUGUCAGAACUUUAGAAUUCCCUAAUGGGCAAAGAGAAAUUCAUACAGAAAAAUUCAAAAGACGAGAAUACCCCGACGGAACGCAGAAGACCAUCUAUCCUGAUGGACGGCAGGAAACCAAAUUUUCCAACGGAAGAAUCCGCAUCAAAGACAAGGAUGGAAAUGUUUUAUUAGACAAAAAGUUUUAA